GCAAUGGUGGACACACUCUAAGUAUUCGCAGUCAGUUGAAAAUAUUUACUUAAACAAUCGACCGGUUGUGCAUGUAUAGCAGUAAUUUAAUUAUAAAUAUGUCAAAAAGUACCUGGAGAUCCAUUUCAUAGCCAUGGCCGCGUCUAGAAGAUUACAAGGUGAAAUUGAUCGAUGCUUAAAGAAGGUUGCAGAAGGUGUUGAGCAAUUUGAAGAUAUUUGGAAGAAGGUUCACAAUGCAAACAACACAAAUCAGAAGGAAAAGUAUGAGGCUGACCUCAAGAAGGAGAUUAAGAAGCUGCAGAGACUCCGAGAUCAGAUCAAGUCAUGGCUCACUUCUGGAGAAAUCAAGGACAAGACACAGCUCCUGGAGAACAGAAAACUUAUUGAAACUCAAAUGGAGAGAUUUAAGGUUGUUGAAAGAGAAACCAAAACGAAGGCAUACAGCAAAGAAGGUUUGGGUGCAGCACAAAACAAGGAUCCUGCGCAGAGAGAAAGAGAGGAACUUAAUCGAUGGCUCAAUGAAGCCAUUGAUAGUCUCAACAUUCAGAUCGACCAGUUUGAGUGUGAGAUUGAAGCUCUCUUAGUUGGUGGGAAGAAGAAGAAAGCUGACAAAGACAAGUCUGAAAGAAAUGAGGAAUUGAAAGCAUGGCUGGAGAAGCAUCGAUUUACCAUCAAGAAGUUGGAGAUACUCAUGAGAAUGUUGAACAACGAGACAAUCGACCCUAGCGUUGUUCGGUCCAUCAAAGAAGAUGUGGAUUACUAUGUGGACAGCAACCAAGAGCCUGACUUUGUUGAGAAUGAAAGCCUUUUUGACGACAUCGAUAUGGAGGACCUCGAUUACCCCACAGCAGAAAUAUCGAACGCUUUGGGAGGACUUGGAGGCGCGGACAGCACGGAAACUUCGACGCCAUCUCCGUCCGUUUGUGGUUCUUCGUCUUCUCCCGCGCCGUCUCCAGCUUCUUCGUCCAUAACUUCGAACAACAACGUCACAGUAAUCCCGGCAGUCUCGACGACGGUGGUGAUGCCCUCAUCAAACAGCACCAGCAAUGGGAACAGCAGCAACGCCCUCAACAACGCAGUACCUCCUCCACCUGCUCCAGCGUGUCCGAGCUCCACUUCUCACGCGCAGUCUACCAAUAAUUCCUCUUCAAUUACCACUAAUCAUUCCUACAGCGGUGGCAGUAGUGGAAGUAGCAGCAGCAGCAGUGGCAGCAGUGAAGCCAACUGUGUUGGUGGAAGUGGCAGCCAAGCCAACAACACCAACAGUGGCAGCAGCAAUAGUAGUAACACUAAUAGUAAUUUCGUUAAUAGUACCAGUAGCUUACAUCACAACGAGAGGUCCAACAAGAGGAACCACAAGGAUGAUUCCAGAACACCUGUGAAACCGGCGGCAGUGCGGCCUAACCCUACCAACAACAGCAGCUCGAGUAGCGGCAAGGGCGUUCAGCAUACGCCCACCAAACCCGUGCAAGGAUCUACAAGUUUGUCAACACCGAAUAAUAGCAGCACAAGUUCAGGGAUGUCAUACCUCGCUGCCUCCCAGCAGCAACAACUACUUCAUAAUUCAAAAAAUUCCACUGCCAAGAACAAAGACGCAAUCAUGUUGGUGCUCAACAACAACAAAGUCAGCAACAACAGCAGCAGCAGCAGCAACAACAACAACAGCAGCAGCAGCAACAACAGCAGCAGCAGCAGCAGCAGCAACAACAACAACAACAACAGCAGCAACAACAACAGCAACAACAGCAGCAACAACAACAGCAGCAGCAACAACAGCAACAGCAGCAGCAACAACAACAACAGCAGCAGCAGCAACAACAGCAACAACAACAUAAUGCACCACCACAUACAGCAGCCUCAGUCCCAACACCCGCAUAAUAAAGUUAUAAAUUCUUCCUCUGAAAAUGGAGCAACGUCUUUGAAAAAUAUUGCCCAGAAAAAAGUCAACGAGGUUUCGCACCAGUCCAGUCCAGCCGCCUCCUCCAGCAGUGUGAGCAACACAAGUGCCUCCUUAUCAGCGUCUGCUCCGAACAGCGCAUCUGUAGCGGCAGCAGCAGCAGCAGCGGCCGCGGCAGCUGCUGCUGCUGUCAACACCAGCGCCACUCCUUCCACCAUCUCAGUUGCCAUGUUCUCAACUUCUGUGACUGCUUCUACUACCACUACGUCUGCUGCGGGUGCGGCCGCUGCCACAGGAGAGGCGCACGUUCCACCAUUAUUAGGAGUUGCUCCUCUUGGCCUGACGCCCCUCACUGCGGACCAGGAACUUCAGUACAAGAGGUUACAAGCAGCAUCCAUGCACAUGCCACACCCUGCUGAUAGUGAACGUCUCAGGAUACACUUCCCAAGACAGCCCGUUACAACGCCUCCGCAUUUUCCUCAGGUUCCGCCUCCUCUAUCAGACACGGUGGACUUCUUCCAGAGACUGUCAACUGAGACGCUAUUUUUUAUCUUCUAUUACUUGGAAGGCACCAAAGCACAGUACCUUGCUGCCAAAGCUCUCAAGAAACAAUCUUGGAGAUUUCAUACAAAGUACAUGAUGUGGUUCCAGCGACACGAAGAACCCAAGGCAAUAACGGAUGAGUAUGAGCAGGGCACAUACAUUUUCUUCGACUACGACAACUGGGGCCAACGUAAGAAGGAAAACUUCACAUUUGAGUACAGAUACCUGGAAGACAGAGACCUCAACUGAGCCACAAGUCAUUGUGUAGCCAUUAGCUAUUUUUACGAUUUCAGAGGUUUUUUUUUCUUCCAUUCUGUUUUAGUAUUUUUUUUUAAAUUUGUUAUUAAGAAUAACAUGUAAGAUACUUUUUUCAUAGUAUAGUAAAUUAUAUUCUGUACUAUUAAAGAUUUUAUUUAUGAAUUUUCCUCCAUUUCAUCGAUGCGUAAUUUGUUGGCUACUCGUUCAAACCAUCAUUGGGUGUUUGGUUCAAGCUAUUGCUCAUCAAGUAACUCAUUACUUACAUCAAGUGACUCCCUCAUUACCUACAUCAAGUGACUCCCUCAUUACCUACAUCACGUGACUCCCUCAUUACCUACAUCAAGGGACUCACUCAUUACUUACAUCAAGUGACUCCCUCAUUACCUACAUCAAGUGACUCCCUCAAGCAGCGUCUAACCUCUACACUUCCAACUCGCAUUUGUUUGCUGAUCUUCAGCUAACCAAAACUGCCGAGGCGCUGCUAGUGAAAACAUUCACAUUACUUCUCUGAGUUUCAAGUUGGUGAAAUUUCCCAAUCAAAGGUGUCUAGCAAGUGGCAUUUCAGUGCUGUGUUGUGCUUUCGAAAUUCAACUGUGAAAGAACCGUAAUAUGAAUUCAGAUGAGCCUUGCUGCUUCCAUAAUAACUUUGCCAGUUCAACCUGUUACGUGACAAGGUUGUUCAGGUCAUAUUUUUUUUUGUGUUCACUUUUCCUACGUUAUUUCUUCGUCGGUUUUUACGCCGUUCUUACUAAAACAUUCAUUUCAAGUGGUUAGAAAAGAUAUUCUGAAAGUCGAAAAAUAGCUGAGUUGGUGAUAAUAAAAUGGGAGCGUGUUGAGCCCUUCGUAGCAGAAAUAAAUAUGAAUUACAAUAUCUUUUUGAGGAGCCCUUCGCUCUUGUGAUAACUUGAAGUCAUUGAGUUUCAGUUCUGUGAAGCUCAUGCUGUGUCGAAAUGAGCAUUCUUGCCCUGCUGAUUUUGAGGAUUGAUCGUAAUUUUGAAUUUUUGCAGGGUGAACUGGGCUCCUAUUUUAUCUAUAUUCUGUUAAGAUGUCCCGUAAGGUCAUCUUGCUAUUGAACAAAGCACUUGAGGUUUCUAUAAGUUAUUGGUGUCAUUGGCUAUAUUUAUCAAAAUUUACUAAAGUUUCAUGUGUUUUGCCGUUAAUAAUACGAUGGUCACACUUUUGUAGAAGAGGAAACGAUUUACUACUUUUCAGGAUAGCUUCCAUUCCAUGUUUGCUCACGCUGUUACGUUCGCCGAAGUGAUGUGCCCUGUUCCUACUUGCGACUCGAUUAAAUGGUAAACCUCAAAUGGUGGCAACCUCGUGUACCAAAACCUUGUACUUUCCGUUACUGAAUUGCUAACUUGAGCGGUUAUAUGCUCUGUAAAAUGUCCUUUAGGAAUCUUUUGUUGUUGGAGAGCGCAUUCAUCCUUCAAUGAAGUCGUGGUGCUGGCUGGUGGUACUAGAAUUACGCAUCCGUUGCAUAAUUAUUUCAUUUUACUCUGAUAUGUAAGCAAAUUAUUCAUCAUCGAGCGAAUAUCCAUCUUCGACUUCAGCAGUUUUGGUUUAAUCUGCUUGUUUGCAUUCUUCAAUUAAUUCUCGUCACUGAACUUGGUCGGUUUGUCUGAACAUCUUAGGUACUCUGUUCCAUUGUUUUCAUCAAUUUCGUUCAUCCGUUUACAGAGGCAUGGUAAAUAAUGAAAUUGAAAUUCACUGCCAAAUGCCUUUAAUGGGAUGGGCUGAAAUUUAAAACGCGUAGAUAGGCUUUACAUGGCUCGGGUUAUACCAGUUAAUAUCGUUAAUUUGUUGUCCCCAGUGUCAUUACGGCGACCGCUUCCAGCCGUCUUUUAUGAAUAUGUCAAGUCAUGAGUAGCUUUCUCUACUGGCAAUCGACUUUGCUCAAUAAAUUCGAGUUCCUAAAUUAUAGAGGCAUUUUCGACUUAGAGUUUGGAAGAAAUUGGAGAUAAGUGCCUACUCGUAGGCAAACGUUCGUAUCGUUCUGAAUUAACGUUCUAAAGUGCAAUAUUUUAUUUGGGCUUACAGUCUAGCAAACUCUACCUGCUUAUACUGCAAGUGGCGUUAUCUCUCAGCAGUACAUAACGAGGUGCACUUGUUAUUCCAGCUGCUGAAUCAUUCAAACAUCUCGCGGUGAGUCGUAAGUGAUCAAUUUGUUUUACUAAGAUAUCGAGUUUUGCUAGUAAUCGAUUUAGGCGCCGAAACCUUGAACCGCGGAGCUCAGUCCCAACGUCGGUGCAUUAUUUAUGUGGCCAAGUUUCUUCUUAGCCUCGCUUGUGUCGAAGUUACGAAGGCUUCCAUUUGUGCUCGCGCGUGAUGUUCGUUGUAGGAGUCAGCGAGGCGCCGCCCGUUCCGAUGCCUCCCAUGAAUAGCAUUUCCAUUACCGUUAUUCCUAGAUUUCUUACGGUCGUCGGACGUUCAAAAACUAGUGUGGGUCUGGCUUCUUCGGUUGACCUUGGACUUCGUUUCAUGGUGAAUGUACACUUGUACAGUUUGAACUGCUGCUAAUUUUUGAGAAUUUGUCCAAUGCUAUUAUAAAUAGUGUAAAAUAUGUAUAGGAUGCUUUUCUCCAUUUGAACCCUGUUGUCGUUUGGAAAUAUUUGCUGAUUGUAUACAGUUGUACUUAAGGCGCUCAAAGACGAGGAUCUGUUAGCUCCUCCUCUUCAUGAUCAUCGUCAUAAGAAUUGGAUGGAAUAUUCUCAUGAACUGUACAUUAUUGAUACGAAUCAGGUUUAAUAGAAUGCAUCACAUCGAUUGGAGUCUAUUGCUCUCGCAUAUUUUCUAUGUUUACUUUGUAAGCGAGUUAACUCUGUGGAGAGACGCACUCAUUCGACGCUUACACUAGGAAUAAUGGUUAUGAUUAGUACGGUAUUGUGAUGGGUAGAGCGGGCUUAGGGAUCACGCCAUCAACCGUCCACUUUCCAAUGUACUGAUCCACAAACAAACGCAUUUUUUUAUAAAUUCCUCAUCUUUGUGAAAGUUUUCUACCAUGUCAAACCCAUAGUUUGCGCCACUGCUUCGUGAUUGCCAGAUUGCCAACCCUCGGUGCUGUUAAGUUACUUAGGUCUCAACCUUCUCUGGUAUUAAUUGACUGCAAAUUUACUAAUUUUCAUUGAAAAUUGACUGGAAUUGAAUCGUUCUUUUUUCAGGGUAGGUGUUCAUUUCUACUUCAGUUCUAUUUAGCUAUUCAGUUGUGUAUCUAUCAAGUUAUUUCAAAUCAAAAUGCGUGCGUGUGUUUUAUGAUUUCUCUGGAACGGUCGGGUUUGAUGUCGCGAGUUCUUGAUUUGCUCGUGUUAUGUGGUUAACAUUGAAUAAGAUCAGAGUCUUGGAUAAGAGCAAUGAUGGAUAUCGAAGAUGAAGAAUCGUUGUUCUGGUGAAGAGAAAGACAAGAAAAUAGGAAAAACUGUGUUGAAUUUGGCCAGAUUUUUGUGUUUGUUGUGUCGGGCAAGAAUUCUAUUCUGGAAGCUUUUCAAAGGGGUACUGUUGUGGCACUGAGCGACAUGACACCAAUUAUUUUCGAGAGUUGAUUUUUCAUUUACCGCAAAAAAAAUUUCGUCACGACUUCUUUUGUACUGUAUUAUUGAUAGGAUUCACUCAAAAUUUUGCUCACAGACAUCUUGUCUCCUGUUUUUUUUUUUAAAUUUUAUUGCUUCCAUGGUCAACCAUCAUCGGUAGGGAUUUUUCAUAUGUGAAUCGUCCUUUGCAAGUAACGUCAUAUCAGUUCCCAUAGUCUUAUUUUGCCAGUUCUAAUUAAGUUCUUGGCCAUAUUACUUGUUCAGACGAAUGUCAUGCUUAUUGCGUCGGCAGCAUAUUCGGCGCUCAAUAGCGACACCUUCGCCUCGCCAAUUAAUUUUUUUACUUCUGAUUUUUAGAAUGGACAGCAUUGUUCUAAAGAUAGCUCAGCUUUCUUGUGAUUCAAACGUCCAUGUGAAUGACCCUUCCUAACACUGUUAUUUAUUAUGACAAAGUCUAGUAGGUUUUGCAACUAUGGUUUGAAGGUAUUUCACGAGAUAGCACUAAUCCUGUAAAGGCUUGGCGAAUACGUCGCUGAUUUGGCGUUUAAACACUGCCGUCGUUUAUAGCUGCAUUCUGCUUGAAUAUGUUUGCGAAAAAUGUAUGUCUAUGUUGGUAAUGUUCAGGAAACUUGUUGAGCUACGAGCUGUACAUGUAAACUAAGAUGAUCUCAUUUGUUGUAGGAGCAGCUGCGCUAUGUUAAUUGAAAUCCCUUCUCUAAACAUUGUAUCGGCAUUUCAUUGAGUGGGUGUUAAGUGGUUCACUUGUCCUCUCUUCUUGGUAUUUUGACCGAAUUACUCCAGCUGUAGAAUUUAUUCCGAAAUUUAACGAUCGCCGUGACCUUAGGAUCGCAAUAUCGGCUACCUGAAGUAUCUCCAAAUUCUUCCUUGAAUUUCCUUGAACUUUCCGCUACCUAAAAUGAUUUCAGUUUUGUAUGAAAAGUAUCGGUUUGGUGCAACUUGGCAGUUUUUAAUUGACGGCGAGCCAGCGUUCGCGCAGGUGCAGAAGUUGUCAAGGUUCAAACGUCAGCAUUCCUGUUAAAUGGAGUUUCCCGUCGAAAUUAAAUUAUUGAGUUGUUAACGAAUGGUAAUUGCUUUGCAUAUCAUUCUUUUAUUGUGGAUCUGAGUAUGUAUAGGGGUCUCUUACUGCUCUUCAAUAAACCAACUUUUAGAACUGUUUUUAUUCGCUGUUGAGUUGGGCUUAUCCUGGGAUUCUUCUGUGGCUCAUGUGGAGAUAUUCUUCAUGUUUAUUUAAUACCGUUAAACUUACUUGGUGAUUGUGGUCGCCGAAGUUUGACGCGUUAGUGUCCAGUAGCUCGGUCGAGUACGUGAACUGAAUUAAAAGUGAUACGCUUGCAAUCUUGUUCUCUUUCUCGUCCACCGAACUGUUUGCUGCUUCCUCGAGUUCAGACACGAUACGAAAAAUGCUGGGAAAAGCAGCUCUGAUCUAAUGCAUUGGCUUAACCUCGUUUCAUGCCGAGAAAUAUCCCACGUUCCUCUAAGAUUUUACUUACAAAUUAGAAGGUUUUAUGUAGAAGAUAGGAUUCUUUGUGUGCUGGACGAUGAGUGGAAGUUCCUCCAGAUUUUGAGCAUUUAUUUAGAGGCGUAAAUGGCUCUUUCCGACUUCUGAAGUGAGCUCAGAGUAUUGGUAAUAGUUUAUCUAUGUGUCAAAGUCGGCAAUGUCAAUGUGGCAAUUUCAUAAUUUAUGACGCCCAAACAUUGGAUAACUGGUAACGUUCAUGCUCCCAACCGUUUAAGUUUGGCAUAUCCAGGCGUGUAAUACAAGAAGAUAAAUGCUUUAACAAGAAAUAUUUUUUAAUUUCAGCUCGAGGUGCUUGCCUUUUAAUUUAGUAUUAUGCGAUCGUGCUUCCCCAUGACAACUUAGUUGCUAGUCGCUAAGUAAUGGACGAUAUUGAUGAAUGAUCUCUUAAGCCCGCCUCCUGUUCACCUCGACGUUAGGGAUGUUUUCAAGUCUCCGUGGUGGCACAUUUCUUAUCGUAGUAACGGAACAUAACUCCCGUCUGAUAAUUUAUAGCAUCCAUUUGGGGUUCGGCCAGAAGUGCCGAAAGUCUAAAACCGAACGCCUAAAUUCCUGAAACUAGCUGAUUACUUUAACUGAUUUUUAUAAACGAAAGAUUUUCGUACACUUGUUGUUCUGUCCUCACAACAACUAACGUUCAGGAAACAAGAAACCGCAGUGCAAAACAGUAAUAACCUUUUAUCUCGCGGAAACGUGUGAAGCAACUCAAGAAAAACGUUGCUAGUAUCGUGAGCAGAAGAGCCUGCUACGAUACGAGCGAAAGCAAACUUUACUGGAAAGCAAACAUACAAAUAAUCGCUCCGGCACCUGAAACAUUUCAAGUGAUAUUAAAUACACUUAAUUUUCCUGUGA
This is a messenger RNA of Hyalella azteca, 8614 nucleotides long. RefSeq names its product CCR4-NOT transcription complex subunit 3 (gene Not3). The transcript is spliced from 15 exons. Gene Ontology annotation, biological process: regulation of DNA-templated transcription; nuclear-transcribed mRNA poly(A) tail shortening. NCBI's taxonomy places the organism in Eukaryota, Metazoa, Arthropoda, Malacostraca, Amphipoda, Hyalellidae. The record is from RefSeq and is a predicted model, not a curated record. The coding region runs from base 134 to 2689 and encodes 851 amino acids. Gene Ontology annotation, cellular component: P-body; CCR4-NOT core complex; nucleus.